GUAAAUAGUAACGGUCGCGAAUCAGGUGAGCUGGAGCUGGAGGUAUGAGCUCACCUCCGCACCGGCACAACGUGUGGUGGAGUGUGAGGGUAGGGGUUAUCUCAAAAGGCGUUCAGAAGUCGCUUCCCUUCAUCCUUCCUUUACGAAUUGACAACAGAACCACCUCCAGAUCCGUACUAGCGGGACCAUCUUCACAUGCUAGGCAAAUUUAAAUGGCAUGCUUUGUUUUAUAAGCCCCGUACGCCCUCAUGGUAACGCCUAGCGACGCUCGCAUUGGUUAGCCUAGUCUCCUACACGUCACUUAUUAACAGCCUUGACAGCAUUGGGGGUCCCACAAAAUCCCUGGCAGGCUUAAAGGUGAGAUCAUUGCAUACUAAUAUAUGACCGUGCCAGAGGAGCAGUCUGACAAGCAGGACGAUCCCGUGCAUGAAACUCAGGAUGAAAGCGACCCUGCUGCGCACGCUGAUAACCCUCGCCGCAACGCUUCUGGCAGUCCCCGUAAUAACGAACAGUGCAGCGGCGCCGGUGGAGCGCAGUGCAGGUAACCUAUUAGUGCCCAAAACUGUGUGGUGCGAUGGGUUUUGGAAUGGUUGUGGGGAGCUAUGUCCCUCUGACGCGCCACAAUUCGAGACUCGUAGACCUUGCACGAUCAAUGGCCAGACGGCGUACGAGUAUUGGUGCUGCUAUAGCUCAUGAGGCUCUUUGAUAGGCGGUUGAGAACACCGACGGGUCUAUCUUUAGUUGUAUUGUUUCAUUCUUAUUUUUCUACUUCUGCCAAAUCUACGACUUCAGCUGUCUUGUUUUGCGGAGAUGACUUACUUGCAGCGAC
This is a messenger RNA of Pisolithus orientalis, 829 nucleotides long. RefSeq lists its product as uncharacterized. Bases 427 to 696 code for a protein of 89 amino acids. The transcript has 2 exons. The record is from RefSeq and is a predicted model, not a curated record. NCBI's taxonomy places the organism in Eukaryota, Fungi, Basidiomycota, Agaricomycetes, Boletales, Pisolithaceae.